AUGGAUGGGGAAUAUAUGGACAUCGAUAUGAAUGUGGACGACACUAUGUCAUUUCAGACGACAACAAGUACAACGAGUUUAGGGUUGCCAGUUUUAGCUGAAAGUGUAUUAGGGAGUAUCUCUGCGAUUACAGGGAUCGUAGUUUUGAAUUUAGAAAAGACUAAUAACUACUGUAAGGCUUGUGCGUUCCAAUCAAUCUUCCUCUUUUUGGUCUUUUUCAUCUCAUCACUCCCUUUCUUGAUCCUUUGUCUCGCUGUCGGUGGCUUUUUCCAAACCAUCUAUGUCACAGUACUUAUCAUUUACAUCGUCGUUAAAACUUUCUUCAUUACUACCACUGUACUUAGAGCUAAAUCUCAAAGCUUUAUGGGUAUCCCUGGUCUCGCUACUUGGAUCCUGAACACCGCAGCUAAGCUCUGA
Entamoeba invadens IP1 is the source of this 417-nucleotide messenger RNA. RefSeq lists its product as hypothetical. The record is from RefSeq and is a predicted model, not a curated record. Bases 1 to 417 code for a protein of 138 amino acids. The transcript has a single exon. Lineage: Eukaryota; Evosea; Mastigamoebida; Endamoebidae.